Microthlaspi erraticum is the source of this 771-nucleotide messenger RNA. NCBI's taxonomy places the organism in Eukaryota, Viridiplantae, Streptophyta, Magnoliopsida, Brassicales, Brassicaceae. The record is from the annotation of a GenBank genome assembly.
AUGGCCCCAAAGAAAGGAGUCAAAGUGGCUGCCAAGAAGAAGCCUGAGAAAGUGACAAACCCUCUGUUCGAGAGGCGUCCAAAGCAGUUUGGGAUCGGAGGAGCAUUGCCACCGAAAAAGGAUCUCACUCGGUACAUCAAAUGGCCUAAGUCGAUCCGUCUGCAGAGGCAGAAGCGUAUCCUGAAGCAGAGAUUGAAGGUCCCACCAGCACUUAACCAGUUCACUAAGACCCUUGACAAGAACUUGGCGACUUCUCUGUUCAAGCUCUUCCUCAAGUAUAGGCCUGAGGACAAAGCAGCCAAGAAGGAGCGUCUUAUCAAGAAGGCUCAGUCUGAGGCUGAGGGCAAACCUACUGAGUCGAAGAAGCCAAUUGUUGUCAAGUAUGGUCUUAACCAUGUGACCUACCUCAUUGAGCAGAACAAAGCGCAAUUGGUGGUGAUUGCUCAUGAUGUGGACCCUAUUGAGUUGGUUGUCUGGUUGCCUGCACUGUGCAGGAAAAUGGAAAUUCCUUACUGCAUUGUCAAGGGGAAAUCAAGAUUGGGAGCGAUUGUUCACCAGAAGACAGCGUCUUGCUUGUGUUUGACAACAGUGAAGAACGAGGACAAGAUGGAAUUCAGCAAAAUCCUCGAGGCCAUUAAGGCAAACUUCAACGACAAGUAUGAUGAGUACCGUAAGAAGUGGGGAGGUGGCAUUAUGGGAUCCAAAUCUCAGGCCAAGACUAAAGCCAAGGAGAGAGUUCUCGCCAAGGAAGCUGCUCAGAGAUUGAAUUAG